Messenger RNA from Besnoitia besnoiti, 3969 nucleotides. Its product is annotated as putative COPI protein. The record is from RefSeq and is a predicted model, not a curated record. Gene Ontology annotation, cellular component: COPI vesicle coat. The coding region runs from base 1 to 3969 and encodes 1322 amino acids. NCBI's taxonomy places the organism in Eukaryota, Apicomplexa, Conoidasida, Eucoccidiorida, Sarcocystidae. The transcript has 22 exons. Gene Ontology annotation, molecular function: structural molecule activity; protein binding. Gene Ontology annotation, biological process: endoplasmic reticulum to Golgi vesicle-mediated transport; retrograde vesicle-mediated transport, Golgi to endoplasmic reticulum; intra-Golgi vesicle-mediated transport.
AUGCCGCUGCGAGUGUCGCUGAAGAAGCACUUUUUCUCGCGCUCUGAGCGCGUGAAGGCCGUCGACUUCCACCCGACGGAGCCCUUCCUCCUCUCGGCGCUCUACGAUGGAAGGCUGCAAAUUCAUGACUACACAACGCACGCGCUGGUGAAGGAAAUCGAUGCGUCGCCGCUGCCACUCAGGACUGCCAAGUUCAUCGUCAAGCGCCAAUGGAUGAUCUGUGGAGGCGACGACUGCGCGUUGCGCGUGUUCAACAUCCACACGCUGGAGAAAGUCAAGGAGAUUUCGAAUGCCCACGGAGAUUACAUUCGCCACGUCUCUGUCCACAGCUCCAAGCCGCUCGUUCUCUCCUCCUCCGAUGAUAUGACUAUCAAGCUGUGGAACUAUGAGAAGAACUGGCAGCGCAUGGCGUCGUACGAGCAGCAUAGUCACUACGUGAUGCAGACGCAGUGGCACCCGCGCGACCCGAAUCUCUUCGCUUCCUGCUCACUUGACCGCACCAUCAAGGUCUGGGGCCUGCAGGCGCGGAGCGCCUCGCCCGCGUCCACCGGCUCUGUGGCAGUCGUCAGCGCGCCGCACUUCACGCUCACGGGGCACGAGCGCGGUGUCAACUGCAUCGAGUACUCCAAGAGCGGAGAACGCCCCUACAUCGUCUCCGGAAGUGACGAUUGCACCGUCCGCGUCUGGGACUACCAGACCAAACAGUGUAUUCAAGUGUUGACGGGGCACUCUCGCAACGUGUGCGCAGUUACCUUCACGGCGCUCGCAGGGCACGUUCUGCCGCUUCUCUUCUCCGCAGGCGAAGACGCGCAGCUCUUUGUGUGGCAUGCACUCACCUACAAGAAGGAGCUUUCGCUCGACUUGAACGUCGAGAGAAUUUGGUCACUCUCGCUCCUCGACUCUUCUGGGACCUCAGCCUCUGCGGGCGCUGGCGGCGGGCCUGCGGCUGGCGGGCCUUCUCCCGGCGCUGCGGCUGGCGUCGGGGGCUCCGGCGGCCUCGGAGGACUCGUUCUCGCUAUCGGGAGCGACUCAGGCACACUCGUCCUCAAGAUGGGGAAGGAACAGCCGGUGGCUUCGCUGCACAGCGGCAAGGCGGUCGUGGCGCGCGGCUUCGAGGUGCUCCAAGUGAAUCUCCGCCUGCUGGAGGACCAGCAGUACCAGGAUGGAGAGCGUCUUCCCGUGGCGUACAAGGAGCUGGGCCAGUGCGAGAUUUUCCCGCAGAACAUUAGUCACCAUCCCAACGGGCGCUUCAUCGCCGUCUGCGGAGACGGCGAGUACGUGAUCUACACUGCGCAGGCGCUGAGAAAUAAGACCUUUGGCAAGUGCGUGGACUUUGUCUGGUCGGCGGAGGGUCACUACGCGAUCCGCGAGGAGAGCAACCGCAUCCGCAUCUACACUAACUUCGCAGAGACGUUCAACUUCGCGCCGCCCUUCGCAGUUGAAACUCUGUGGGGCGGCGCUCUGCUCGCGCUGAAGGCCGGCGACGACUCCUUCGUCUGUUUCUACGACUGGGAGGCGGGAAGGCUGAUUCGCCGCAUCGACGUGCUGGGCGUGCAACAGGUUCACUGGAGUCCGAGCGGCUUUUUCGUCGCGCUCUUCACCCCCGACAAGAUUUACGUUCUGCGGCACGACAAGUUCGCGGUUAUGGCCGCGAACGCCGCCCAGGCCCGCGAGGAGGAGGGCGGCAUCGAAAUCGCCUUCGAGCUCGUCGAUCAGAUCUCAGAGACUGCCUUGAGUGGCCUCUGGGUCAGCGAGUGCCUGGUGUACACGACGCCGCAGGGCCGCGUGAAGUGCUGGUGUGGCAGCCAAGUGGAGACUCUGCACCACAACGCGGGCGGGCGUUCCGCGUUUCUGCUGGGCUACGUACCCGAGCAGAAUCGUCUCUACUUCAUCGACCGCGACCUCGGCCUCAGCGCGUGCGGCUUGCACGUUUCCUUCAUCGAGUACAAGGUCGCCAUUGCUCGUAACGACAUCCAGGCCGCCCAGGAGUUCCUUCCGCGCAUCCCCGUCGAGCUCCACGACCGCGCGGCGCGCUUCCUCUUCUCGAGAGGGUACGCAGAGGAUGCCCUCAAGCUCGCCCGCGACGAGCAACUCCGCUUUGACGUCGCCCUUUCGCUAGGAAACCUGGCGAUGUGUGCGGAUCUCGUCCGCGCCAGCAGCAAGACAGUAGUCGAGCAGGGGGUCCUCGUAGCUCGCUGGAAGCGCCUCGGCGACGUCGCCCUCGAGACGGGAAAUCUGCAACUCGCGGCGACUUGCUUCCAUGAAUGCCACGACUACCACUCGCUCCUGCUGCUCUACUCGGCGAGCGGCGACGCCGGCAGACUCCUCGACGUCGCCUCCGCCGCCGUCGCGGCGAAGAACUUCACCGUGGCUUUUCUAGCCUACGCGCUCACGCAGAGACUGGACGCCUGCGUAGAUGUCCUAUGCGCGUCUGAGCGCUUCCCCGAGGCGGCCUUCUUCGCGCGCAGCUACGCGCCGAGCCGCGCUAGCGACUGCGUGCAAAAGUGGCGAGAGUCGCUUAUGAAGAAGCAGAGCAGGCGCGAGAAGAAAGACGUGCAGAAGGACUGUGAACAGGGAGGUGACGGAUACGCAAGCAAGAGGAGUCCUGCAGAUCCCGCGCAGCAGCCUGAAAAGUUCGAAGGCCUCGAGGACGCAGUGGAGGCAGAGAAGGUGCUGCGCGAGCGGUACGCGCGGGUCACGCCUGCGGCGGCCUUCCCCUCCAUGCGACGCUUCCUCGACUACGACAUCGUGCAGCAGAUCAAUCAAGAAGGCCUGCAGAAGGUUCGGAGCGACUUGUUUUCGGCCUCGCUGGACGACCUGCUCGAUGGCGCGGCCUCAGAGCACGUCGAGGCUCCAUCCGAUCUCCUCGACGCGGCGCCCUCCGCCGACGGCGAGACGGUUCCGCCAGGCAAAGAGCUCCCUGUCAACGGCACGACCCCAACGGAAGCAUACGUCCCUGCGUUCGACCCGUCGUCGACGGGCGUCCCGGUCGAGCUCCACCGUGUGCCGCAUAGUUUUGACGCAGGUGGCGCGUUGACCUCGGCUGCGUCGCCUUCGCUGCACGUCGCGGGCGCGUCGGAACUGCCGACCGGCCAGGGCUCAGCGUCUGCCUACAGCUAUCUGGAGCCGUCUGGGUUCGGCGUCGGCGUCCCGCUCGCCGCCGAGUCGCUCCCCGUGGGCGGCCUCGCGCCCAGCAUCAACCGCGCAGGGGCCCGCGCGAGCGCCAACGGCGCCCAGGGGGAGGUGCCGGCGGGCUCGUCGAGUGCAGCCUACUCCCCCGACGUGCGCAGCACUGUGACAGAGCCGAGUGCGUACACGGGCGCGUCGAGCUUGGAAGGUUUGAGCGCGGGCGGAGGCGCGGGCGCGUGGUCUGCGGGCUGCGGCGAAGGGGAUUUCGUGUUGGCGCCCAGCGGCGCCCCGGAGGUGUCGGGGGACGCGCGGACAGACGCGUACGCAGGAACAGAGCCGACGCGAGCGCACUUUGCCGGGAUGGACAAGAGGCUGGAUCUCCACGGGGCUGACCAAGGAGAGGCCCGGAGCGCCGCCUCCGGAUUCCACUUCCCCGAACGCAAGGAGCACCAGAGCGAAUUGGGUGGUCGCGCGCCGUCGCCGCACGCAGCCGAGCAGCUCGCCGACGAGGCUCCGCCGGCACCUUCCGCAGGCGUCCACGGCUUUGGAGGCGUCGGCGCCGUGACCUACGGCGCGCCUUACGGCGGCUGUGAGGGCGACGCCCGCGGCGCAGGGGGCGCGGCCGCCGCGUUGGGCCACUAUGCGUAUGCGCCGGCGUCCCCGAAACUGGCGGGUGCGGUGGGCGAGCCGCACGCCCUGGAGCCGCGCUUUGACCUUCAACCCGACGCGGGUGCGCAGUUCCUGCAGGACGAGUUCGUUGACGUCGCAGACUCUGUCGAGCCGCACAGGGCGCCGGCCGGGGGGGGCAGCGACAUCUCCUUCUCUGAUAUCGAGGCCUGA